AUGGAUGCCAAUUUCAAUCCAUAUGAGGUUCUUGGAGUUGACCAAGACACCCCACUCCAAGAUAUCAAAAAGCUAUACCGCAAAAAAGUGCUGGAUUGCCAUCCUGACAAGGUCCAGGACGAGAUAAAGAAGGAAGCGACACUUGAGGAAUUCCGGAAGGUUCAGAAAGCCUACGAGAUACUCUCCGAUGAUGCACAACGUGAGCUGUGGGACAGGCAGCUGAGGCUGGCCGAAUUGGAGAAAGAGCUACAGAAUUUGCAUGUGACCCAAUCUUGUGAUAAAACCUCACAUUGGACUUCAAAGAAGUACACCGUGGAUAACGUCCAAGAAAGGGUACCCAGGAGAGAAAGUUACUCAGCUAAGGCCCAAGCAUGGCAGCCAGAUGACGAUGAGCCAAAUGACCAGGGGCAAGAUAUGGAGUUCUUACGUUACCAUGAAACAAGAUCGAGUCCCCAAAUCAUAUCCAUGAGGCGUGAAAAAAGUGCUAAUGGUGUAAAGAUCCAUCGAUUCAAAGAAACUAAAAGCUCAAGGCAACCUGAGCCCCCUCAACCUCGUGAAUCCGAUUAUUACGGUUACUGUGAUUCUCGAAGUUCAGAGGCUUUCUCACGCUACAAAGAGAAUGUAUCUAGUUUUGAGCUACCUUUUGGACAGUCAUCUUCUAUUCGACCCGAGUCUACAUCACGUCCACGCUUGAUCGAAAGAGUGCCCCGGGGCAGCUCCUCAUUUCUCAAAUCCACCUCUGAAUCCAUGUACUCAUCAGCCUCUAAUGACGAGAAGCAAACAGCAAAUAGACCGCGUACUAUUGUGCAUGAGCCUCGAGUCUCUGAUAUCUCUAGUGCACGGCUAGAAAUUGUUCUGCGCGAACCAAAACGUCGUCGGUGA
Molecule: messenger RNA, 882 nt
Organism: Penicillium macrosclerotiorum
Lineage: Eukaryota; Fungi; Ascomycota; Eurotiomycetes; Eurotiales; Aspergillaceae
Product: J domain-containing protein
Exons: 1
Coding region: 1-882 (293 amino acids)
Source: RefSeq, a predicted model, not a curated record